CCCUAGACUGCGAGCGCGCGCGCCGCCUCCCCCGCCGCGUCACGGCUCCCAGGCCUGCCCUCCUCUGGUCCCUCCUCCCGGCUCCGUUUCCCCCUCCUCUCACCCUCCCUCUCCGACAGAGCGGUGACUUAAGCAACGGAGCGCGGUGAAGCCCAUUUUUCUCCUUCCUCGCAGCCGCGCCGGGCAGCCCGCGGCGCGCGGCCCCUACACUCCGGCCCGAGAUGAAUGCUGCGGCAGAAGCCGAGUUCAACAUCCUCCUGGCCACCGACUCGUACAAGGUUACUCACUAUAAACAGUACCCACCCAACACAAGCAAAGUUUAUUCCUACUUUGAAUGCCGUGAAAAGAAGACAGAAAACUCCAAAAUAAGGAAGGUGAAAUAUGAGGAAACAGUAUUUUAUGGGUUGCAGUACAUUCUUAAUAAGUACUUAAAAGGUAAAGUAGUGACCAAAGAGAAGAUCCAGGAAGCCAAAGAGGUGUACAAAGAGCAUUUCCAAGACGAUGUCUUUAAUGAAAAGGGAUGGAACUACAUUCUCGAGAAAUAUGAUGGGCAUCUUCCAAUAGAAGUAAAAGCUGUUCCUGAGGGCUCUGUCAUUCCCAGAGGAAAUGUUCUCUUCACAGUGGAAAACACAGAUCCAGAGUGUUACUGGCUUACAAAUUGGAUUGAGACUAUUCUUGUUCAGUCCUGGUAUCCAAUCACAGUGGCCACAAAUUCUAGAGAGCAGAAGAAAAUAUUGGCCAAAUAUUUGUUAGAAACGUCUGGUAACUUAGAUGGUCUGGAGUACAAGUUACAUGAUUUUGGCUACAGAGGAGUCUCCUCCCAAGAGACUGCUGGCAUAGGAGCAUCUGCUCAUUUGGUUAACUUCAAAGGAACAGAUACAGUAGCAGGAAUUGCUUUAAUUAAAAAAUACUAUGGAACGAAAGAUCCUGUUCCAGGCUAUUCUGUUCCAGCGGCAGAACACAGUACCAUAACAGCUUGGGGGAAGGACCAUGAAAAAGAUGCUUUUGAACAUAUAGUAACACAAUUUUCAUCAGUGCCUGUAUCUGUGGUCAGCGAUAGCUAUGACAUUUAUAAUGCGUGUGAGAAAAUCUGGGGUGAAGAUCUAAGACAUUUAAUAGUAUCAAGAAGUACAGAGGCACCACUAAUAAUCAGACCUGAUUCUGGAAAUCCUCUUGACACUGUAUUAAAGGUUUUGGAUAUUUUAGGUAAGAAGUUCCCUGUUACUGAGAACUCAAAGGGCUACAAGUUGCUGCCACCUUAUCUUAGAGUUAUUCAAGGGGAUGGAGUAGAUAUUAAUACCUUACAAGAGAUUGUGGAAGGCAUGAAGCAAAAAAAAUGGAGUAUAGAAAAUGUUUCCUUCGGUUCUGGUGGAGCUUUGCUACAGAAGUUAACAAGAGAUCUCCUGAAUUGUUCCUUUAAAUGUAGUUAUGUUGUAACCAAUGGCCUUGGGAUUAAUGUCUUCAAGGACCCGGUUGCUGAUCCCAACAAAAGGUCCAAAAAGGGCCGAUUAUCUUUGCAUAGGACACCAGCAGGGAAUUUUGUUACACUUGAGGAAGGAAAAGGAGACCUUGAAGAAUAUGGUCAUGAUCUUCUCCAUACUGUCUUCAAGAAUGGGAAGGUGACAAAAAGCUAUUCAUUUGAUGAAGUAAGAAAAAAUGCACAGCUGAAUAUCGAACUGGAAGCAACACCUCAUUAGGCUUUGUUUUAUGACUGGGUAUGUGUGUGUGUGCCUGCGUGUGCGUGUGUGUGUGUUUACGUGCAUGCACACACGUAUACACCUGUGUGUGUGAGUAUGUAAUACAUAAUGUUUAUUGUACAGAUGUGUGGGGUUUCUUUGUGUUUUAUGAUACAUUACAGCCACAUUAUUUGUUGGUUUAUGGACAUACUGCCCUUUUCAUUUUUUCUUUUUUCCAGUGUUUAGGUGAUCUCAAAUUAGGAAAUGCUCUUAACCAUAUAAAAGAUAAUUGCUAAAGUAAGCUUUUUAGGGCCCUUUGCCAAUAGAUAGUAAUUCAAUCUGGUAUUGAUCUUUUCACAAACAGAACCAAGAAACUUUUAUAUAUAACUGAAGAUCACAUAAAACAGAUUUGCAUAAAAUUAUCAUGAUUGCUUUAUGUUUAUAUUUAACUUGUAUUUUUGUACAAACAAGAUUGUGUAAGAUAUAUUUAAAGUUUCAGUGAUUUAACAGUCUUUCCAACUUUUCAUGAUUUUUAUGAGCACAGACUUUCAAGAAAAUACUUGAAAAUAAAUUACAUUGCCUUUUGUCCAUUAAUCAGCAAAUAAAACAUGGCCUUAACAAAGUUGUUUGUGUUAUUGUACAAUUUGAAAAUUAUGUCAGGACAUACCCAAUAGAAUUACUAAACCUCACUGCCCCUUGUAGAAUAUGUAUUAAUCAUUCUACAUUAAAGAAAAUAAUGGUUCUUACUGGAAUGUCUAGGCACUGUACAGUGAUUAUACACGUUGGUCAUUGUAUUGUACCAGUGAAAUGCCAAAUUUGAAAGGCCUGUACUGCAAUUUUAUAUGUCAGAUAUUGCCUGUGGCUCUAAUAUGCACCUCAAGAUUUUAAGGAGAUUUUUAGAGAGAAUUUCUGCUUACACUAGAAUAUAUACAUAAAUGUAAAAUAUUGACAGAAAUGGAAGUAGUGUAUUUUAAAGUAAUUACACUUCUGAAUUUAUUUUUCCUAUUCUAUAGUUGAUACAACUUAAAUGAAUUACUGGAAUGGGUAGUGAGUGUACUUAU
Molecule: messenger RNA, 2737 nt
Organism: Mesoplodon densirostris (Blainville's beaked whale)
Lineage: Eukaryota; Metazoa; Chordata; Mammalia; Artiodactyla; Ziphiidae
Gene: NAMPT
Product: nicotinamide phosphoribosyltransferase
Exons: 11
Coding region: 222-1697 (491 amino acids)
Biological process (GO): NAD+ biosynthetic process
Molecular function (GO): nicotinamide phosphoribosyltransferase activity
Source: RefSeq, a predicted model, not a curated record